Messenger RNA from Akanthomyces muscarius, 2031 nucleotides. RefSeq lists its product as uncharacterized. The transcript is spliced from 2 exons. The coding region runs from base 1 to 2031 and encodes 676 amino acids. Gene Ontology annotation, cellular component: endomembrane system; membrane. The record is from RefSeq and is a predicted model, not a curated record. NCBI's taxonomy places the organism in Eukaryota, Fungi, Ascomycota, Sordariomycetes, Hypocreales, Cordycipitaceae.
AUGCCCGCCGAAGGUGUCGCCGCCGUGCUCCCGCCCCAGCAGGGAGCGCCCGGCCAGCGCCAACAGCAGCAGCAAGGUGGUGGCUUCAACUUCCAACGCCUGCUUCUCGGCGCUGGCUUCUACCUCGCCGUCAAUGCCGGCCUCAGCUGGUACAUGCAAAAGGACCAGCGCGGCGUCAGCGUCGAGGAUCCCACCACGGGCCAGCAGAUCCGCGUCACCACCAACACCGGCGACAUCCCUGCCUUCCAGCUGCGGCCCAAGGAGCUCGACGAGGGUGCCGAGCGCGCCACCCUCCCCAAGAUGGUCGCGCCCAUCUGGCCCCAGGACAGCCACGUCGACAUUGUCAUCACCGUCUCGCCCUCGUCCAACCCGGCCCCGAUCGAACAGACGCGCCCCGAGUAUGUCGUGCUCAACGAGAAGCGCUUCCACAUGGGCAACAGCUCCGACAAGCGCCACGUCGACGGCAAGUUCACCGUGCCCCCCGAGGUCCAGCACAACGGCACCCUCUGGGGCCACUUCUUCGUCGGCCUCGCCGGCAGCACCCUCGACCCGCGCGACCCGAGCUGGUCCAGCGACACAGCCUACCACAUGGCCUACCCGCUGACCCAGUACCUGCCCAAGAAGAGGGUGGCUAAGACGAGAAACCUGCUCGGCUCGCGCAGCGAGGAGGAAGAGGAGGAGCCUGAGAUUGUUGAGCCCAAGACGCCCAUCAUCACGAACCACUACCACCCCAACGCUAGUCUGUCGUUUAUUCCUGGUGUCGGCGUCAAGGAACUACAGACCAUGCCUCCUCCGAUGCAGCACUUUAUCCGCCUCGAGCGCUCCGGCGCCCGUGACGGCACUGGCCAGAACGGCUGGUACUACCCGCUGCUGUUUGUCAACACGUUCUGGCAGCUCACCAAGGACAUGAUUCCUCUCAACGAGACGGUCACCGAGCUGCCGAUCCGCAUUGACCUCAACAACAUGGCUGCCUGGCAGUUCCAGAUCAUGGCCAACAUUGAGAUGAACUCCAAGGAAAACGCGCGCCAGGCCGCCUUUGGCAAUCCCGUCCCCGGCACCGGCGACGGCUCCGAGAUUGAAAUGGUCAAGGAGAUUCUUCUCGACAACAACCCCAUCCUGCUCGCCAUUACCGCCUUUGCCACCGUCGCCCAUCUUAUCCUCGAGACGCUGGCGUUUGGCUCCGACAUUGCGCACUACCGCAAGAAGAAGGACAAUGUCGGCAUCUCUGUGCGCUCCAUUCUGGCCAACGUCUUCAUGCAGGCCGUCAUCUUCCUGUACCUGCUCGACAACUCGCAAAACACGAGCUGGAUGAUUCUCGGCUCCCAGGUUGUCGGCAUCGUCAUCGAGUUUUGGAAGAUUACCACCGUUGUCGACGUCCGCUGGCGCGCUACACCUCCCGGCUCCUACAUCCCGUACUGGUUCGUCUUUGAGGACAAGCACAAGCUCACCGAGACGGAGGAAAAGACCAAGGAGUACGACGAGAUAGCCUUCAAGUACAUGUACAUUGUGGCCGUGCCCCUGCUGAUCGCCUACGGCAUCUACUCGCUCUGGUACGACACGCACAAGUCGUGGUACUCGUUUGUCAUUGCCACGCUCGUCGGCUCCGUCUACACGUACGGCUUCCUCAUGAUGGUGCCCUCGCUGUACAUCAACUACCGCCUCAAGAGCGUCGCCCACAUGCCCGCCAAGGCCAUGAUGUACAAGUUCCUCAACACCUUCAUCGACGACCUCUUUGCGUUCACCAUCAAGAUGCCGCUCCUGCACCGCCUCGCCACGUUCCGCGACGACAUCAUCUUCUUCGUCUACCUGUACCAGAUGUGGUCCUACAAGACCGACUACUCCCGCGUCAACGAGUUUGGCCAGGGCGGCGGCGACGAGGACGAGGAGCCGCCCAAGCUGGUCGAGGACAAGGGCAAGAAGGAGGAGGUCAACAUGGACGCCAAGCGCAAGGCCGUCAAGGAGAUUUUGGAAGAUAGGGCCAAGGCCAAGGCCAGCGGCGCUGACACGGGCGCUGCGACGAAGAGGAAGUGA